Molecule: messenger RNA, 5883 nt
Organism: Odontomachus brunneus
Lineage: Eukaryota; Metazoa; Arthropoda; Insecta; Hymenoptera; Formicidae
Gene: ari-1
Product: potential E3 ubiquitin-protein ligase ariadne-1
Exons: 8
Coding region: 767-2299 (510 amino acids)
Biological process (GO): positive regulation of proteasomal ubiquitin-dependent protein catabolic process; protein polyubiquitination; ubiquitin-dependent protein catabolic process
Cellular component (GO): ubiquitin ligase complex; nucleus; cytoplasm
Molecular function (GO): zinc ion binding; ubiquitin protein ligase activity; ubiquitin conjugating enzyme binding
Source: RefSeq, a predicted model, not a curated record
UAGCAAACGGUGCGUUCGAGGUUGACUCACGGUCUUAACGUCGCGCGCUCGUACGAACGAUCGCGCUGCCCGCUGCAAUGGGCGAGGAUAAACGUCCGCGCGAGAGCACAACAUGACCUCGUAGCUCUGUGCUGUGGUAGUGCUCAAACGACUGAAAAUUCCACAAGCCUCCGCAUCGUCAGGAGAGUGGGACGCGAACGCGGGAAUCGGCAUCGCGCGACGUUGAAACGGUGACGCGCGACCGAGAGGCUGUCUCGCCUGAUGCUUUAUUCGGGGAACUAUCAAGAAAUGAUGACGUCAUGUGCUGAAACAUAAGCUGUUUUCACCUCGUUUCGUCGUAGCAUCUCGCGAACGCAGAUGCGAGUGUCGGAUUUUUAGGAUCGCAAAUUGCACGCCGGAGCUGUCGCGCUGCCGCGCGCGGCAGACUGAAGAGAGAAAGGAGAAGAAUCCUUCAUUUCGAAGCAAACGCAAAUUUCGCCGAACACGAACUGUGUACAGAUGUAUCGCCGCAGUUUAAUACGCGAAUUUGUGUUGCGCGCAUCAAUACAGUAGUAUUUUGAAUUUAAUUUGUACACACUAAUGUGUUCUUUAACGUGCUCUUUAAUGUGCUCUAUUAGCGUAUCAAUCAUAGACGACAGAACGAAUUAAUCGACCAACGCAAACAGAGGUACAAACCUGACUCUUGUAUCGAAUGCUGUGUAUGUAGAUACAGCAUAUACUGACCGACGAGAAACACUAGUGUAAGAACUGUUAGUUUUGCGCGACGAUGGAUUCGGAAGAGGAAACGAUUUACGACGAUGUCGACUCUGGCAACGAGUCGAGCGGCGACGACGUUGACUUUGCUAUGGAAAUCGAGCCUGGUAAUCCACGUGAACGAGCCACCGAUGUCGAUGACUAUCCCUUCGAGGUGCUCUCCACGGAGGAGAUUGUACAGCAUAUGGUUGACUCUAUAAAGGAAGUCAACACGGUUGUUGAAAUACCAGCAACAACUACGCGUAUUUUACUAAAUCACUUCAAGUGGGAUAAGGAGAAGUUGAUGGAGCGCUUUUAUGAUGGCGAUCAGGAGAAACUUUUCGCUGAAGCACGUGUUAUUAAUCCAUUCAGAAAAGGCCCCUUAAUAAGUAGAAGUCGAUCCGCCCAAAGCUCUUUGUCCAAAAGAACAUCAACAAAUGGCACAGAAGAAUGUGGAAUCUGCUUUAUGAUCCUGCCAUCCUCAAUGAUGACUGGUCUUGAAUGCGGACAUCGUUUUUGUACUGGUUGCUGGGGAGAAUAUUUAACAACUAAAAUCAUGGAGGAGGGAGUUGGACAAACUAUUGCGUGUGCUGCUCAUGCUUGUGACAUCUUAGUAGAUGAUGCCAGUGUUAUGCGACUUGUUAAAGAUUCCAAAGUUAAGCUGAAGUAUCAGCACUUAAUUACCAACAGCUUUGUUGAAUGUAAUAGGUUAUUAAGAUGGUGUCCUUCUCCCGAUUGUAAUAAUGCUGUUAAAGUGCAGUAUGUAGAAUCAAGACCAGUUACUUGCAAAUGUGGACAUACCUUCUGUUUUUAUUGCGGUGAAAACUGGCAUGAUCCUGUAAAAUGCCAUUUACUUCGUAAAUGGAUUAAAAAGUGCGACGACGAUUCUGAAACAUCAAACUGGAUCGCUGCUAACACAAAGGAAUGCCCCAAGUGUAAUGUAACCAUCGAAAAAGAUGGCGGAUGUAACCAUAUGGUUUGCAAGAAUCAAAACUGCAAAACAGAAUUCUGUUGGGUUUGUCUUGGGCCUUGGGAACCACAUGGCUCUAGCUGGUAUAAUUGUAAUCGCUACGAUGAAGAAGAAGCUAAAGUGGCUAGAGAUGCACAGGAAAAGUCCAGAUCAGCUUUGCAAAGAUAUCUAUUUUAUUGCAACAGAUACAUGAAUCACAUGCAGUCAUUAAAAUUUGAGAGUAAACUCUAUGCCAGUGUAAAAGAAAAAAUGGAAGAGAUGCAACAGCAUAACAUGUCAUGGAUUGAGGUACAAUUCUUAAAGAAAGCAGUUGACAUUUUGUGUUCGUGUAGGCAGACUCUUAUGUACACUUACGUUUUUGCUUAUUAUGUGAGAAAGAACAAUCAGUCUGUGAUUUUUGAAGAUAACCAAAAAGAUUUAGAGAGUGCCACCGAAUGUCUCUCCGAAUAUCUUGAAAGGGAUAUCACCAGCGAAAAUCUUGCAGAUAUUAAACAAAAAGUUCAGGAUAAAUAUAGAUACUGCGAUAGUCGAAGGAAAGUGCUUUUAGAACAUGUCUAUGAAGGAUACGAGAAGGAAUGGUGGGACUACAAGGAAUAGAGAAUUUUUACUAGUUUUACUUCUUGGGGUGUGACAUAAAUCCUCUUCCUUCCCACUUCUGCCCCAGCUGUGAUAAACCAAGAAAGCUAACAAGAGAUAGAAUGUCACAAAGUGAUAAAUGUUAUAUGCACUUUGAACAUAUAAUAUGGUUUGUGGCGACACGUAUAACAUCGUUUAUGAUAAAUAUUGAACUCGACCUAUUAAAAUUCAAUCAGAUCAUGAACAAGUUGAUAAUAUUUUAAUUUGCGCUUGCUGUGUACUGUUCAUUAUUGUAGACUCUUAUCCUUGAUAAAAGUAUCCCACUGUUUUAGAUAAUUGUAAGAAUAUUAGUUAUAUUAACACACGAACAAUACGCGUCAUUAUUAGAUUGAGCAAUAUGUUGCGAUACAGAAUGGGAUCUUUGCUACAAAAUCCGUUAUUUUAUUUGACACAUUUCACCAUCUUUUAUCACACAGUAACACAUGAUCUUUUAACUUUUAUUAAUUUUUUUAUCUCAUUACUUUUAAAAAUAGCUGUUUUAGAUGUAAACAUCCCAAAUAAGUUGUAUCUUUGGUAUAACCAAGACGAAUCAUCUUAACUGUUUUGCUCUAUUUUGGACCACAAUACGUCCAGGCUACAACUGCCAAUCUUUAAGAGACACUAAAUUACUAUAUGCGUAUCGUCAGUGCUAUGUAUUCAUGUUUAAUAAUAGAACUUUCUGUUCUUGCUUAUAUGUGUAUUGCUUUGAAAAAACUAAAUAUAUUUAAAUAUAGGACAUUGAAGACUGUGAAAAUAUAAUACAGUCAUUUAUUUAUUUUUUAUCCUAUUUAUAUUUUUAAUUUUUUUUUAUUCAUACAGAAAUUUCUCCAUCGUUCUUUGAAUAAAGUGCUAUUUAGUUACUCAUACUGACGUUGCGCAGUUUAAAGGGGGCCAAGUUUGUGAUAUCUUUGACAUGCACCAUACUCCAUCUUUACAUGUAAAAAUAGAACACUGUUGUCAAAUAUUAUAACAAAAAAAUAACCUUACUAUCACAAGUUUUUGCUGUUAAAAAAUUAUCUAUUUUAUUCGUCUUAAACGCUAAAUUGUCAAGUACUUUUGUCUUAGCUUAUAUUUAAUACAGCUUGCAAUUUUAAACAAAUCUAUUAUGCUACAAAUAAUUUGCAAAUGUAACAUUCUGCUCAACAGUGUGUGUUUUUUUAAAUAUUUGGUAUGGUAGCAUCGAUCAAGGUAACGAUCAUAAGCCUAUAUGAAUUUUGUAAAUAUAUAAUGAUAAAUUUUUAAAUUUCUUUUAAAUGCAUCUUUAAUUUAUAGCUUGAUCAUUGUCUCUUUUAAUUUUUAUCUCCUGACUCUUUUGUUUUAUUUAAUCUGCUUACAAACCAUCUGCAUAACGCUGACGAUAUGUUUUAUAUACCAUUAGCUAACUAAUUAAAGGUUGAUGACUAUAAUGAAAUGAUCACUUAUUGUCAAUAUAAGUGGUAGAUGAAAUGAGUUCCAUUUGUACAGUUAACAUAGUUAUAUAUUCACAUAUAAAUAUAUAAUACUUAAAUAUAGUAAUAUCACAAUAGUAAAAUGAAAAAAAGUAGGAAAUUUUGAAGAUUUAUUAAACGAAAAUUGUUAAUCCUUGCUAUAAUGCACACUAGGGUUCGAGUAAAAGUUAAAAUGCAGUUGUUUUCUGUACAGUCGCAAAAUUUGAUUAGAGAGAUAAGUGUAAGAAAAUUGUUAGAUAUAAUCGUCAAAAGUAUUCUGCUCUAGUUUGUGAUUUCGUAAAUUCUACAUUCAUUUAAUUCGUAAAUUACAACAGCAUAUUCGAAAUCCUCCUUACACGGUACCCAUAUAAAUAAAAGUCGCGAGUAUCUAAAAUUUCUUGUACAUGAAACAAACUUGACUUUGACCGAUGUCUUCGUAUUCGCGAAGAUAUUGUAUGACAUAUGUUAAAAGUUGGAACGUUUAGCUGUGUGUAUCAAGUCAUCAAACAUAUCUGAGAAGGCACUACAACCAGUGAGGCGAGCUUUUAAUUGCAUUUUAGUUGACAUAGAUUGCAAAUUCGUAUCAAGGAUUUCACUAUCCAUUCGAUUUCUCUAUCCAUUCAUAUUGGGUAUAUUCAUGAAUAUUUGAUAAAUAGAAAAACUUACGCGAUAAUAAAAUAAACUAUUUUACUAGUAUAGUAUAGGAAAACUGUGGCUUUACUUUUGUAGUUGUAAAACAAUGUCACUAUCAUCUCCCCAUGAGAUUUCUAUAAACAUAGAAUUCUCAUCAUUGUUAGGUAUCGUCUUUUGUUAACAUUACACACAAAUGCAUAAUAUAUAUUGUAAAUACUACAAUACAUAUAUAUAUACACACACAUACACACAAUGUAAAUCUUAAAGAUUAUAGAUAUUGAUAACCUUACGACAUAUAAAAGUCUGUACGAGAUUUUGAUCCUGAAAAAUAUGACGGUUAAUAUAUUUCCUUGACAGAAAUGUACCCUUCUCUUUUUGGUUAAGAAAUAAAGAAACACAAGUUAUCCCAACACCUUACUAUACAUAAUAUACUCACCAUUAGUCGUGUAUCCAAAAUGUUUAUACGUACAAUUGAAAUUGUUCACAGUCAUGGAAAUCAACAAGCUCGAAAUAUUUUUAAUAAGCAUAUAGAGUGUAGCCUUGUUUAAAUAGGUUAUUUUCAAUAAAAUCAUCAGUGUGCGAAUGAGGUAAAUUAAUAAUUGUGCCACUCGGAAGCUGCUGAUCUGUACACACAUAAUAUCCUACGAGAAAGAACAGCUGGAUUCAGCAGAAACAGCAGCUCAAACACUUUGCGUUGCAUUGCGGAUUUUUCGCUGAACAACAGUUAACGAUUUGUAUUCUUCCAACAUGUCCAUUAAAUGUUUCGGCGUAUUAAAAGUACGCUGACAAAAAUGUCGACCGCUUAAUAAAUAUAUUGAAAAAGUAUAAACCGUUAGUGUAUCGUUCAACAGAAAAUCAUAAUACAGUUGUAAAGCUGCUUUCUCUGUCGAACACAGCCAAUUACAUUACAUUAUUUUACAAAAAAUGUUAACGUAUAAACACACAGUAAACGUAAUGUAAGAACCUACGAGAUUUGUAACCGAAUUAUAGGCGAUUGAACUAGAGGAAUUACCAUCUUGACAACAAAGACCAUUAAGAGAGAUGAGAGAGAUGUAUCGGAAUGUGGAGCUUAGGUAGCUUAUAGCUGGUAGAUCAGUCGCCCAGCAACAUCUUGCACACUCCCGAUAUAUGUUCUCUCUACUCUUCUUACAAUGAUAUUAAAUGUUAAUGUCCUUUUUAUUCUUAGUUAAUUGAUACUUUAGAUUACAUAGAUAUGAUUAAGAGGAUUAUGUUUAUUGCAGUGGGGGAAUGAUAUUUACCUUAUGUGAAGUUAUUACUUUUGAUUAUUUUGCAAAUGUAUAUACAUUAGAAGUACGUCGUUUACAGUAUAGAGACGUCGCGUAAAUAUACACGCGCGUUUACUUGGCGUGAGACACUACCGUGUCUCUUGAUUUCAUAGUAGUUAAGACUGAUCCCCUCUGACAUAUGACAUAAUGCAACAGUAUGUUAAGACUUAUCACUUAUAAUUUAUAAUGACAUUAAAAAUGCUCCUCUAUAUUAAUUCAA